UCUGUCUCCCAAUAGUUCCCUUGACGCCGCUGCCCCUCUCCCGGGCUACGCUGAAUACCCUCCGACGAAGCGAUAACCCUAAACCACCAAAUCCGGUGCUACUCGACGUUCGAUCCCCUGGCGAUGAAGCCGCGCAGCCGCAAGAGGGAUGACCGGCCCAAGGCCGGUAAGAAGAAGCCCAGAUCCUUCGGCGGCGACAACGGCUUCUUUGAAUCCGAUGCCAAACGGAGGGGACGAAGGCGCGGCGGCGACGAUGACGUCGAGAGCAUAGAUAGCGACGAAGACUUGGCGGGCCUUGGUGCUGGAGAGGAGGAAGUGGGGGAGGGUGCCCCCGAGGAGACUGCGGACGAGAAGCGGGUUAGGGUCGCGAAGGAGCACUUGGAGAGGAUUCGAGCUAUAGCGAAGCGGGUGGAGGAGGAAGAAGGGGAAGACGAAGACGAGGAGGAGGGACGAGAGGAGAGGGAGGGGAAAAGGGAUUCUUUGGUGGCGGAGAUUCUCCAAAAGGAGCAGCUUGAGGAAAGUGGUCGCAUCCGCAGGCUUGUCGCGUCAAGGGUUUUAAGUCCGCAACCUGUUGAUGAGUUCCGAUGGCUUGUGAAGCACCGGCAGCCUGUUACAUCUGUAGCUUUGGCUGACGAUGACUCAAGAGGGUUUUCAGCUUCCAAAGAUGGAGUCAUUAUGCACUGGGACGUUGAGAGUGGCAAAUCCGAGAAGUACUUGUGGCCUAGCGAGGAUGUUUUGGUGUCACAUUAUGCAAAGCCCCUGCAGAAUUCAGCUAGGAAGAGAAGUAAGAAUGUUUUAGCUUUGACUGUCAGCUCUGAUGGGCGAUAUUUGGCUAGUGGUGGAAUGGAUCGACAUGUCCAUUUAUGGGAUACUCGAACUCGGGAGCAUCUACAGGCAUUUCAUGGUCAUCGAGGUCCAGUCUCAUGCCUUACUUUUAGACAGGGAACUUCACAGCUUUUCUCUGGUUCCUUUGAUAGAACCAUUAAACUGUGGAAUGCUGAAGACAGAACCCACAUGGACAAUUUAUUUGGUCAUCAAAGUGAAAUUUUGACAAUUGACUGUCUACGCAGAGAACGCCUUUUGACUGCAGGACGUGACCGGACCAUGCGAUUGUGGAAGGUGCCUGAGGAAUCACAAUUGGUCUUUCGGGCUCCUGCAUCAUCUUUGGAAUGCUGCUGCUUUAUUAAUGACAGUGAGUUCUUAUCUGGCUCAGAUGAUGGAAGCAUUGAGCUCUGGAGUGUAAUGCGCAAAAAGCCUACACACUUAAUAAAAAAUGCACAUGCUCCAUCUUUAUUUUCUAAUGAUUUUUCAUAUAAAGAGGAUGAUAUCACUAUGUCCAAUGGUGGCAGUACAGAAAAUGGUUCUCAUGGAGAUGAAAACUGUUCUUCAGCCCAUGCAUGGGUUAGUUCAGUUGCUGUGUGUAGAGGUAGUGAUCUUGCUGCAUCUGGAGCUGCUAAUGGUGUGGUUCGUGUAUGGGCUAUCGACAGUGAUAGCAAAGGGAUCAGUCCAUUACUAAGUUAUCCACUGGCUGGAUUCAUCAAUUCACUUGCAUUUGCAAAAUCUGCACGCUUCCUUGUUGCUGGCGUUGGUCAGGAACCUCGCUUGGGAAGAUGGGCGCGUGUUCCAUCGGCACGAAAUGGAGUUGCAAUACACCCAAUUAAAUUAAAGGAAGAUCACACAAUGGUCUCUUAAAUGCUGGCCUUUACCAAUGGCUCAUGCAAGCAUAAAAGGAUUCUUCAGUUUUUGCUAGUAAGCGGUGCAAGUUACAGUGUUUUUCAGAGAGUUGAUAAACUUUCCUCUGCUCACAUAUAUUUCUUAUGUAACAAUUGAUUACACAACUUGCCCUUUUGAUUGAUUUCACCUCAGUGUCUCGAGCAUUAGCAAAUACAGAUGGCGUAAAGCCAAUGAGUCCAUGUAUUCCUGUAGCAGCUCAUUUUGUAUGACAAUUCUUUUUUCCAUGGAAAGAUUUGUGCAGUUUUGAGCU
This is a messenger RNA of Musa acuminata subsp. malaccensis (wild Malaysian banana), 1984 nucleotides long. RefSeq names its product U3 snoRNP-associated protein-like YAOH. Lineage: Eukaryota; Viridiplantae; Streptophyta; Magnoliopsida; Zingiberales; Musaceae. Gene Ontology annotation, molecular function: protein binding; U3 snoRNA binding. Gene Ontology annotation, cellular component: small-subunit processome. The record is from RefSeq and is a predicted model, not a curated record.